Nothobranchius furzeri (turquoise killifish) is the source of this 2467-nucleotide messenger RNA. It is a transcript of the gene zdhhc15b, whose product is annotated as zinc finger DHHC-type palmitoyltransferase 15b. Lineage: Eukaryota; Metazoa; Chordata; Actinopteri; Cyprinodontiformes; Nothobranchiidae. Gene Ontology annotation, molecular function: palmitoyltransferase activity. The record is from RefSeq and is a predicted model, not a curated record.
AAAUGCCAGGAAUAGUAAUGGAGAGCAGAUUAAAGUGGCAGUAUGAUGGAAUAUGGCUCUCUCCAGAGGUUUGAGAUGCUGUCAGACGGUUUUCUCCUGGAUUCCCGUUUUGAUUAUAACCGCCGUCGUUUUGUGGUCGUAUUAUGCCUACGUUUUUGAGCUAUGCCUUUUUACAAUCAGUAAUACUUUUGAAAAAGUGGUUUAUUUACUAGUGUUCCAUGUCUGCUUUGUGAUGUUCUGCUGGACUUACUGGAAGUCCAUAUUCACUCCACCUGCAACACCAUGCAAAAAGUUUCAGUUGUCAUACUCAGACAAGCAGAGGUAUGAGAUGGAAGAGAGGCCAGAUGCUCAGAAACAAAUUCUUGUUGAAAUCGCAAAGAAGCUUCCUAUUUUCACCCGAGCUCAAUCUGGAGCUAUCAGGUUCUGCGACCGCUGCCAGGUGCUGAAGCCUGACCGCUGUCACCACUGCUCCGUUUGUGAAACAUGUGUCUUAAAGAUGGACCAUCACUGUCCCUGGGUGAACAACUGUGUUGGUUUUUCCAACUACAAGUUUUUCCUCCUGUUCCUCGCCUACUCCAUGCUGUACUGUGUAUACAUCGCUUCUACAGUUUUUCAGUAUUUCCUCAAGUUCUGGGUGGGGUACCUGUCAGAUGGACCUGCAAAGUUCCACAUCCUCUUCCUCAUGUUUGUGGCACUCAUGUUCUUUGUCAGUCUCAUGUUUCUUUUUGGCUACCACUGCUGGUUGGUGGCGAAAAACAGAUCCACUUUAGAGGCUUUCUCAGCUCCAGUGUUUGUGAAUGGACCAGACAGAAAUGGCUUCAAUGUUGGCGUACGCAGAAACCUGCAGCAAGUGUUCGGAGACAAUAAGAGGAUGUGGAUGGUCCCGGUGUUCACAGGGUGGGUUUUCAGUCCAGGAACUAAACACAACCAAGGGAACGGCCACUACUUCCCUCUGAGGAGUCAGAACUCUGAAUCUCACAACCCCUUACUGGCUAAUGAGGACUUGUGGGAAGAAGAGUCAGAUGACGGGUCUGAAGAAGGAAGUUUGGUGGAGGACCACGACCUCUCUGUUACCAUAGAGUUGGAGGAAUAAUUACACUUGUACGGAGGACGGAAACGUUAUUUUUACAUCACACUUGAUGAGGAACGUGAAGUCGGUGCAUUCCAAAAAAAGAGCAGAUCACAUCCUGCAUUUGGAUCAACAGAUUUGCCAACUUUUCUCUGACGUUUAUUGAAAAGAUCAACAAAGGAACUCACUGGAUAACGAACGGCAGCUUAAUCUCUCCUUUCACUGCUGGAAAAUCUGUUUUAUUCAGAAAGGAACCAACAGAAUUAGUCUGAAGCAGAUGUGUAAUAAUUUGCUAGCUGAGGAAACAUCACGAUGCUUCUGUUUUAGACUCGAAUGCAGCGUUGCUCCUUAGGGCUCAGUCUUUGCAGCAUGGUAUUUAAACUGAAGUAUUUUAUUAUAUUAAGAUUUACCUUCUGAGUUUUUGCAUUUAGCAUGAGCACAUUCAUAAGUGUGACUGGACCAGCGCCUUACUUGAGUGUUCCUCCAUGUCGGGACUAAAUGCCUCCAGAGAACGUAUCGAGCUCAUCAAGAGCACAUGUCCACCAUCGUGUUCCUGUUUUGACAUCCUGUUGUAGUUGGAAAGCCGUUAACAUGUCUAAUUAGACAUUCAUAUCAGUAACUUUUACAUCUGAGGGCACUUAAACUUGGUUGCUUUGUGGUUUAUUAAUCCUUAUUUUCUGUAUAAGAGCUGUCAGACUGACAGGGUUGAUUAUUCCUAAUCAUAGCUGGCGGUCUCAGUCCCUUAACUACAUAAUCAUGAAUCUGGUCCUCGUCCACUGGCUGGUGGAGGGCAGUCCUCUUCUGCAGUAUGAUGUUUUAGAUUUGUUUAUGCACAGGUUAAAGCUUAAUACCAUGUAAAGAGAUUCUGUUAAGAGUAUUUAUUUCUGUAGUUUCCGUGCCUAACACACUUUUAUACAUUUGGGCAUGAGCAGUUUGAACGGUUUAAGAAAAGCUUCAGUUUUAAAACUGAACAUAUUUUAUGGUAAAUUUAACUUUGAUCUAAAAUGUUCUUUGUCUAUAAAGUCAUGAUGACUUCUGUCAGUGAUGAAUGAUUCCUAUGGUCUUGUCUAUUUAUUGAUAUGUCGGGUUGAUUUCUGUGUAUUGAGUCUUACCUGCUGCAGGCAGUCUCUGUAUAUUUUGGUUGUUUUUGUGACACUUUAGAUGUAUAAAGUACUUUUAUUAAAUAGUAGGAAUAUUAAAAAAAACAUAGGACGGUUGGCAGAUGAGAAAACGUGAUGGCACUUCCUGUUUAGCGGUGAUCGUGGUGCUUCCCCGUUUUUACCACUAAAGAUGAAACAAAAACCUCAAUACUCAUAUUUUCUGUUCUGUCUGUAAACAAAUAUAAAUCCUUUAUUGAUCCAUCAGUUAACAUGCAAAAUAAAAUGUUCCAACUUUUAA